This is a messenger RNA of Rhinopithecus roxellana (golden snub-nosed monkey), 3607 nucleotides long. RefSeq names its product TAFA chemokine like family member 5 (gene TAFA5). Lineage: Eukaryota; Metazoa; Chordata; Mammalia; Primates; Cercopithecidae. Gene Ontology annotation, biological process: G protein-coupled receptor signaling pathway. Gene Ontology annotation, molecular function: G protein-coupled receptor binding; receptor ligand activity. The record is from RefSeq and is a predicted model, not a curated record. Bases 1149 to 1526 code for a protein of 125 amino acids. The transcript is spliced from 4 exons.
CGCGGCCGGGAGGAGCGCAGACGGCGGCGGGCGCGGGCCAGAGUCCGAGGCUGCGCGGGCCCGGCCACCUGGGCUGGCAGCGACUGCGCCGCGCUCCCCCUCCCGCCGCCUCCCCCGAGGAGCCGGCGCCGAGCCGAGCGGGCGGGCGCGCGCGUCCAGGCCGGAGCAGCAGCGUCCCGCGGGAGGCGAGGCGCGCAGCGUCGCCGGCCCCACCUGUAGGCGCGGCAGCCACCGGCACCGGCACGGGCAGCGGCGGCCCAGCGCGGGCAGCCCAGGGGCGCGGCGGGCCCGGACCUCGUCCCGGCCGCGGCGGCGGAGGCGCGGGCUGCUGGGAGCGAGGAGGCCGGCACCGUCCGGGGGGGACCGGCCCGCCAGCCCCGGGCCGCGCAAGUUCGAUCUCCGCGGGCUCGGCCGGGCCGCGCGGGCCCCGGCAGCGGCGAUGGUGCGGCAGCCCCGCGCCCGGCGCGCAGACCCGGCCCCGAGCCUGGCCCGCCGCGGCGGCGGUGGCGGCGGCGGCGCGGCGGCCCCCUGAGCCCCGGGCCGGAGCGAGCGCGGGCGGCGGAGGCGGCGGCGGCGGCGGCGGCGGCGGAGGAGGAGGAGGAGGAGGAAGAAGAGGAGGAGGAGGAGGAGGAGGAAGGCGACACCGAGCAGCGGGCGGUGGGGGGGCGACAGGCGGAGGAGGGGGCCGGGGCCGCGCCGGACCCCCCCGCGCCGCCCGGCCGUUGCGCAAUCCGCGGCCCGCCGUCCGGGCCCUGCUGGCGGUGCGGCUCCGGGGGCGGCGCCGGGGCUGAUUCAUGGGGCCGCGGCGGCCGCCCCCCCGCGCCCGGGCCCCCGGCGCCCCGCAGCCAGCGAUGGUGGCCGAGUGGUCGGAGCGGCGGCCGCCGCGGCCGGAGACUUUCUGCUAACCUCCCCGCCCCCGCCCGCCCCUCCCCGGCGCCCCCUCCCCCCGCCCGCUCCCCUCCCCCCUGCCCAAAAAGACACAAAUCGCCUCCCGGAGUGGCGCCUCCAGUCGCGGCGGAGCGCGGCGUUGGCGGCGGAUGGAGGGCGCGAGCGGGCGGCCGCGGAGGCUGCACCCGGCGGGGCGCUGAUGCGGCGCCUGGACCUUAGCUGCGCGACUUCGGGGGCGUCGGCCGAGUUGGGACUCCGCGAUGCAGCUCCUGAAGGCUCUCUGGGCACUGGCAGGGGCCGCGCUCUGCUGCUUCCUGGUCCUGGUGAUCCACGCGCAGUUCCUCAAAGAAGGUCAGCUGGCCGCCGGCACCUGUGAGAUUGUGACCCUGGACCGGGACAGCAGCCAGCCUCGGAGGACGAUCGCCCGGCAGACCGCCCGCUGUGCGUGUAGAAAGGGGCAGAUCGCCGGCACCACAAGAGCCCGGCCCGCCUGUGUGGACGCAAGAAUUAUCAAGACCAAGCAGUGGUGUGACAUGCUUCCGUGUCUGGAGGGGGAAGGCUGCGACUUGCUAAUCAACCGGUCAGGCUGGACGUGCACGCAGCCCGGCGGGAGGAUAAAGACCACUACGGUCUCCUGACAAACACAGCCCCUGAGGGGCCCCGGGAGUGGCCUUGGCUCCCCUGGAGAGCCCACGCCUCAGCCACAGUUCUCUGCCCGCCUCGGACUUCGCCCAUUCUCUGCCGCCCGCCCACUCCGUUUCCCUGUGGUCCGUGAAGGACGGCCUCAGGCCUCAGCAUCCUGAGCUUCGGUCUGUCCAGCCGACCUGAGGAGGCCGGACUGGACACACAGGCGCGGGGCGGCACCGGGCAUCAGCAAUACGCAGUCUGUGGGAGCCCGGCCGCGCCCAGCCCCCGCCGACCGUGGCGUUGGCCCUGCUGUCCUUGGAGGAGGAGGAGGAGGAGGAGGCUCCAGCAGCCCAGCCCGCCUGAGACACGACGCCCGCCCCAGGGGACUGUCAGGCGUAGAAGUGGCCUCCUCCCGUGCCCCAGACUGUCCGAAUUGCUUUUAUUUUCUUAUACUUUCAGUAUACUCCAUAGACCAAAGAGCAAAAUCUAUCUGAACGUGGACGCACCCUCACUGUCAGGAUCCCUGGGGUCGCUUGUGGGGACGGGAGGGCAUGGUGGCAGAUACAUGCUGGUGGCCCUGGCGGAGCGGAGAGGGCGGCCGUGGUGGAGGCCUCCACCCCAGGAGCACCCCGGCGCACCCUAGGAGGAUGGGCUUUGGCUGCGCGGAGGCCAUGGCACACUCGCGGGAGGCAGCCGGGGCGCGACCGGCGAUGGCCCCCACGCAGACGCCGAGAGCCCCCGGGAACACAGGCCGCUUGAUUCCUCUGUACUUAGAUCGACUUUACCGUACUAAAAUCACUUUCUGUUUUAACCAGUUAAACAUGCCUCUUCUACAGCUCCAUUUUUGAUAGUUGGAUAAUCCAGUAUCUGCCAAGAGCAUGUUGAGUCUCCCGUGACUGCUGCCUCAUCGAUACUCCAUUUAGCUCCAGAAAGCAAAGAAAACUCGAGUAACACUUGUUUGAAAGAGAUCAUUAAAUGUAUUUUGCAAAGCCUAAAGUUAUAUAUUUAACAGUUUUUAUAUGUUGUAUAUUUGUAGAAAAUCCUAUUUAACAAUACGUGGCAGUCCCGGCCGUCCUGAGAGUCGGGCCGAGCCCCGUGUGUUUCUGAAGACUCUGGGGGUGGGACAUGGCGGGGAGGUGGCGCCCCUCAGACCCUGGGGUGCCAGGCGGGGAAGGCGGGCCUCUGGGAGAAGCGUGCGGAGGACCGUGGCAUCGGUGUCCCAGGGGCAUCGGUCGUGCCCGGGGAGGCCGGGUUCCCUUUGCUGCGGGCCAGGUUUGGUGGCUCUUGAUUCCCCCUUUGGUCUCUGUGUUGGUCAACACUGAGUGUACAAUAUUUUGAACAUGCUUCUUCCAAUGGGUUUUGUUUCCCGUUUCCUGCCCUUUUCGCCACUCACGGACCUUGAGGCCAGUUGGCGGCCCUUCUCCCCACGUCUGUGUCCCCGCAUUCUGAGAAGUCCUCCGUCUUUGUGUCAGUAGGUCCAGAAAGCCGCGCUGGGCAGAGGCACAGGCGGGGCCAGCAGGGCCGAGGAAUAAGGGACAGUUGUGUUUUUUCUCUCCUGGCCGUCGUACGCCAGCCUCCUUCAUUUUCCUGAGUUCCCGCUGAAGUAUAUACUACCUACAAGUCCAAUUAACAUGAGUAUUAUGCUAGUUCUAUCCUACUAAAAAAAACGUAAAAAGAUAACUAUAUAGAAGCUGUUCCAGCAACCAUAGACUAAAGAUACGAAAGAAAAUCCAUUUAUUUAAGACCGGUUCCAGUAUCCAUGAGGACUUAAUUUACCUUUCAGUCACCACAAAUUUAUAGGCAUUAGUAUCCUGGACUAAAAGAAGGGGCUGAGGUUGGGUUUGUCAUCACAGAGGGGGCCCACCCUUCCCGAGCUGCCCCGGCUCCGGCGGCCCGGGCCGCAGCCUCUGCCAGCUAGCGUCCUCACGGCCUCCCCCUCGCCUGUUCCUUUUGAAAGCAAGUGUAGACACCGUCGAGGGCAGAGAUCGGGAGAUUUAAGAUGUUACAGCAUUUUUUUUUUCUUGUUUUACAGUAUUCAAUUUUGUGUUGAUUCAGCUAAAUUAUGAAAAAUAAAGAAAAACUCCUUUGAUAA